UGUUGUUAUAAAAAACGAUCAAAAUUUCGAGUACCUAAUUUAAUCGACUCAUCGGCAACUUCAUCUACCAAUGCGUGUAGAAUUUUUAAAUAGUCUUCAACGUUGAAAUAGAACAAAAAUUUAAAACACCGUAAUUAAAUGUUUGGAAAAGUUUAAGUUCUUAAAAAUGAAGUUAAUAUGUUUGUACAUUCUCUCUUUGUUUGCGCUGGCAACCUCUCAAAUUAAUACGGGUUGUCCUAAGUUACCCGUGGAACCUUGUUUUUGUAAUCCUAAUCCGCGUCCUUAUUUGGGCUGUGACAAUGUGGAUGAUACAGAAGCUUUACGAAGAGUUUUCCUAAACUCAAAAGGGAUAUCGUAUAAUCAGGUUCGCUUUGCGAAUUCAGUUUUGCAAUACCUACCCAGUAAUCUGUUUAAAAAUACCAAAGUUCUCGAGUUAGAGUUUUAUAAUUCAACAUUUGUUCAGCUUUUUGAUGAAACGCCGGAAGAAACUGAAAGUUUAAGAACUAUUCAUAUUGAAAAGACAUACAUUUUCAGAGGAAUACUUUGGGAGCAUCUGACGCCGAUGACUAAUCUUCGAAUAUUAAACGUCUACUCAAACCAGAUUGAUAUCAUUGGAGACGAUUUUGCCACAUAUGUUCCAAAAACUUUGCAACAACUCUCUUUUUAUGAGACCAAAACAACUGACAUCAAACCAGGUGUUCUGGCAAAUUUCCCAUAUUUGGACAAAGUUGCUGUUGAUCAUUGUGAAUUGCAAGAGCUCCGCAGGAACAUGUUUCCCGUGCCAUUUAAAGGACGAGUGUUAUAUUUUAACGAGAACAUGUUGAGAACACUUCCUGACGAUCUCUUUACUGACAUGCCUAAUCUGCAAACAGUUGGUCUACGAGGAAACAGCAUCUCAACUCUGCCUCCCUUCAUGUUUGUAACACGAUUUCCAAAGUUACAAUAUUUUAUUCUAGACGGUAAUCCUUUAUACUGUGAUCAUAAACUGAAAUGGCUCAUCAUCAACAAGCCAGUUGUUCUAAAAGGAUCGUGUUUUAAACCAGCAGAUCUGCAUGGAUCACAAUUAGCAGAGCUCGAUCCAGAUAAAUUAAUGAAUUAUGAUUGAAGUUAUAUCAAAUAAGAUUUUGUAGAAUGUAACAAGUUUAAUAAAUUAUUAAUGUUGUUGUUGUCA
Messenger RNA from Parasteatoda tepidariorum (common house spider), 1171 nucleotides. Its product is annotated as lumican. Gene Ontology annotation, cellular component: membrane. The record is from RefSeq and is a predicted model, not a curated record. Gene Ontology annotation, molecular function: protein binding. NCBI's taxonomy places the organism in Eukaryota, Metazoa, Arthropoda, Arachnida, Araneae, Theridiidae.